UUAACAUCGUUUGACAUGUAUAUCUCCUGGUACAGAUCGUUUAUAGCGGAGAACAGGAUGACAAAGAUUGGUACAGUUACAGAUCCAGUGGUCAAUGAGACUUGGAAUAAAAGGCAAUCAUGGAAACAAGCAAGAAAGAGUUCCUUCUGGUGCUGUAUAAAUAUCAUCCUAGCUAUUGUGAUGUACAUGGAAAUGCAGCUGAACAGUAUAGGAUCCAGUUUAAACAUCACACAUCCUGUACUAUGGUACUUUGAAUGCAUUCUGGCUGUGAUAUUUUUAUUAAACAGUGUGACAAACUUUUUUGUGUACCUUAAACCAUACAUAUCUACCAAAUCAGUAAUGAUGACUCCAGGGCAGAAAAAACUCCUGGCUGUCAGAGAUAUAGAUGCUGGAUUCAGCGUUUCACCAAGGAAAUUGAAUUUAUCAUCAGAAGAAAGUUUAAUGCUGUCCAGUACACCUUCAGCUCAUUCUAGUUUCUCUAGUACAGCAAGUCAGCGGCAGACGACACCUACAAAUAUGUCUGGCCCCAUUAGUUUUAGUAAUCACUCCAUUGUAUAUUCAACAUACAGUUCACCAGCAGCAAAUAUUAGUGGGGUUCAGAAUCUCAGCAGUAUUAGUCCUGGUACAUCAUUUGCUCACAAUUCCUCCAUGUCUCCUAAUGUAUCAGGAUUUACCCAUCAUCCCUCAUUCUCACCAGGAAGUUCUUUCUCUCCUGGAAUGCACAACAGUUUUGAUUCUAGUGGACUGAGAGGCAGGAGGUCCAUGUCUAAUUCAUUCAAGGCUUCUCCAGCAUCAACAUCUUUUGAUAGAAUCACAGACCUUCAUUCUCUAAGCCAGUAUUUGAAAGAACAAGAUGAAAGAGAAUAUAAAUCAGCUCUGAGUUCACCUGACAAUACAUCAGCUGGAGCCUCAUUCUGGAGUUACGGAAGAUCAGCAAUGGAUUGUACACACCUAUUGAAGAAGUAUAUGUACCAGCUUGCUAGCAGGUCACCACAAUCACCCAUGUCUAGACACUACGAUAGUGACCAAUCAUCAUUGUACAAUGGAGAAGAUAUCUGGGGAAAGAGACGUGUAUCAGAAGAUGAAUUAUAUUUAUGGACAGAGAGAGUAAGAAAGUGGAUAUGUUUGUCUGUUGUAUCAAGGGUAGCAAAAGAAAUAGACCAAAUUAAUGCAACAUUGAGAAGAAUAGGUUCAGAAGAAACUGAAAUAGGAGAGGUAAGUGUGUCAACACUGAAACAUUUAGCCUUCACAAAAGGAGCACUGGUACCAUCACUGAAUACUGUAGUUACAUACCUAGAUUUCUCUUCUAAUCAAGAAUACUUGGUCAAGAGAAUCAGAGAUCUAGGGAGAGAUGGUUGUAUGAGUGACUUUGUUUGGAAUAAUGGAGGAAAUUAUGGAAAAACUUGGGGAGAACAUCUGCCAAAAGAUGCUAGUCUUAUAAUGCAUAUGUUGUGUACCUAUUUUGAUACAAGAUUACCAGCUCAGCCAAAAUAUCCUGAUGGAAAGACAUUUACCUCACAAUAUUUUAUCAAAACUCCAGAUAAACCAAAUUUAGAUAAAGAGGACACAUUUUGUAUAUAUCAGUCAGCUAUAAAUCCACCACAUUUCCAAGUAGUUAUAGGAAAGACAAUGCACAAUUUACCUAAAGGAAGAAAUAACAUGUUCCAGGCAGUUUUGUUAUUUUUACACCACAUAAAAACAAAGGAACAUGGAAUGUUAGGGAGAGUUAACCUUGGAAUGUCAGGUGUAAAUGUUUUAUGGAUUUUUGAGUCAUGACAGUGUUUUGUAUGACAUUUGUAUGAAUAAAUUGACAUAAACACAGAGGUGUGGAAAUUCCAAGUAAAGGAAGAAGAUUUCUGUUGGUCACAUUUCCAAGAAUGUUGCAUGAUAACAGAUAACAGAAGUGGGAGAUUGAUUGACAUGGAAACUGUUUUUACUAUUUUUAGAAUGAUAAAUCAAAUAAAGGCUGUAUUUUUA
Messenger RNA from Mytilus trossulus (common blue mussel), 1977 nucleotides. RefSeq names its product transmembrane protein 209-like. Lineage: Eukaryota; Metazoa; Mollusca; Bivalvia; Mytilida; Mytilidae. The coding region runs from base 16 to 1776 and encodes 586 amino acids. The transcript is spliced from 16 exons. The record is from RefSeq and is a predicted model, not a curated record. Gene Ontology annotation, cellular component: membrane.